Molecule: messenger RNA, 2739 nt
Organism: Oncorhynchus tshawytscha (Chinook salmon)
Lineage: Eukaryota; Metazoa; Chordata; Actinopteri; Salmoniformes; Salmonidae
Product: nuclear factor interleukin-3-regulated protein
Exons: 2
Coding region: 368-1666 (432 amino acids)
Biological process (GO): circadian rhythm; regulation of DNA-templated transcription
Cellular component (GO): nucleus
Molecular function (GO): DNA binding; DNA-binding transcription factor activity
Source: RefSeq, a predicted model, not a curated record
UUGGUGGUGGUUCUAUUCUAUAGGCUGAGGACGCGGGUUCAGGCGAGGUGAGGAGACAAACCAAGUUGAACCUAUACUGGGUGAAGAAACAAAUAUGAGUAGCGGCAGUGUUCGCUGAGCAGAAACAAGCGCGAAGCGAACUGGGAGAGACGCGCCCUAUCAUCCAAUCUAUUGAGUAUAUACAGUCUUUCUAAUAACACUUUGGAGGAGGUUCACAUGAAGAAGAGGAACUUAAUCGGACUAUUUCACUAACAGAUGGUGGCAUUGCAACGUGAAUCACAGCCACUCGGAGCCAACGUCAUUAUCAAAACAACCAGAGAGUGUAUUUCUUAAGUGAGCUAUUAAACGAAACUCAAGCACACAAUCUAUGAGUUUGGCAAUUACCCGAUCACACCAGGGCUAUCCAAGCAUGAAAUACCAUACUAGACCCACCAGUAGCGUCCUCCGGGAUCUGUCUGGUGGUCCCUCCCAUCUGUUGGGACUGGAAGGCCUGGACCCGAGGCCUCUGAGCGAGGCAAUGUCCUUCACUGACGAGGCGGUUUCCAUCCUGACCUCCAGCAGCCAGCUAGCCCGUUCCCUCCUGGGCUGCACCUCUGCCCUGAAGCGGAAAGAAAGCCUAGCCGCCACCGCUAACCAUACUAACACUAAUGCUAUCUUUAACAAUGACGGUGAGGAUGACUUUGACGAUAGCAACAGUGCUCUGCGCCGCAAACGUGAGUUCACUCCCGACGAGAAGAAGGACGACGGCUACUGGGAUAAGAGGAAGAAGAACAACGAGGCGGCGAAACGGUCGCGUGAGAAACGACGUGCCAAUGACAUGGUCCUGGAGACGAGGGUUCUGGGGUUGUUGGAGGAGAACGCCCGACUAAGGGCCGAACUCCUGGCCUUCAAGUUCCGCUUUGGCCUAGUCAAGGACACCUCCGACAUAGCCAUAAUGCCGCUGUCCGUGCCUCCACCUAACCAUCUUGAACCGAGGUACUACCUACCCCACGAUGAUGGUUCCUACCCCCAUAACACCCCCGCCACCACCUCCCACCACCAUCCCCACCACUCAUCCUCAUACGAGGUGAGGGGAACUGGGCUGCCAGCAGGGCGUGACGUGGGCAGUAGUAUAUCCGAGGACUCUGGUUUCUCUCCUGGAAGCUCCAACGUCGGCAGCCCUGUGUUCUUUGACGAUGGACUAGGGGACCACAGCCGAACAUCCCCCAGAACGGUAGAGGAACAGGGGCGUUAUGAGCCUCGCGCCUCCCUGGAGGCAGAAGGACAGUACCACGGCAGGCAGGACUCUAGCCUACCACACAAACUCCGCUUCAAAACCCCCGGUGGAGGUAGCGAAGGUGGGGAGAUACCAGCAAGGUCCCCUAAUAGUAAACGCCCUUUCCCCAUAGCUACAGUCGGACCAAACACCCAGAGGAGCCAGGCUGGAUGGUACAGUCAUAGGGGGGAGGGCCAGGCUGCGUGGCCCAGUGAGGAGGCCCGUGCUGGGCAUGAUCAGCAGCACCACUACUCCCCCUCUGGAGGGUCUGCAUACAGCCCCACCACUACCACAGACUCCCAGUAUGUGGCGGAGAAUGGCACCCUCAAAUCCCAGCUCAGUUCUCUAUCGCAGGAGGUGGCCCAGCUCAAGAAGCUGUUCUCUCAGCAGCUGCUCUCCAAACUGGUCUGAGGUCAGGUUGAACACACUCACAACCUCACCUUAACACACAUUUUUACAGUUACAUACAGAGAAGAGCAACAGAGAGAGAAAGGGGUAUAGACUCAAAGAAAGUUACUUCACUUCAACCUGAACAUUGACAGUGUCUCAGCUGAACUUGACUCACAGGGCACAGCACUGCCCAUUUUUAUUUGAACUAGGCAAGUCAGUUAAAAACAAAUUCUUAUUUACAAUGCCGGCAGGUUACCUGCCUUAUUCAGGGGCAGAACAACAUAUAUUUUUUUUACCUUGUCAGCUCGGGGAUUCAAUCUAGCAACCUUUCGGUGACUGGCCCAACGCUCUAACCACUAAGCUACCUGCCGCUCCAUUGAUCUCCAGCAAACAGCUACAUCAAGUGUGAAGAAGCUGAGCGAACCAUAUGACAACCUGAAAACUACUUCAAUAACACAUUCUCCAGAUACGACGAUACAGUGGCCUUCACCACUAUAAAAGCACACCAGCACAGGAAGUACCUGUUACUAUGGCAAUCAGCAGUCAAAAGCAAUACUUCAGGAUACUCUGUUUGAUUCACAGUACUAUAAAACAGCAUUUAUGGGUAACUUAUAUGAUACACAUUUUUUGUAUUUAUAUUUUGAGUCAUUUAGCAGACACUUAUCCAGGGCGACUUACAGUAUGCGAGUGCAUACAUGUUCAUACUUGUUCGUAUGAUAUCUGAAAUACAAUUUUUUUUUUUUGUACACUGAUCUGGCCUGUUUCUUUGAUAAAGUUUCACAUUCUUUCUUUAGAGACUUUAAUUGAACAGGUCUUAACACACUGGAUUACACUGGUAAACCUGAGUACACGCAGCGGUACACACACUGAUUUGUGAACCCAUUCCGUUUGUAUUAUUACGUUACAUGUCUGAUUACCCUGCUGCUGUAGCACAUGGUAUCCCUCACCUCUGUUUGUUUCUACACAGUUUGUCUUAAACGGUUUGGCUAAUAAAAUAUAAUAAUAACAGAUUCUAUGUACAUAUUUUUUCAUUUCAACUGUAAGUAAUGUGAUAUACUGUACAUGUACAUAAAUAAAUAAACAGUUUUUCCUAA